AUGCAGGCUGCUGGGCUGGGUCCCCUCGAAAGCAGAGGCUCCCCCUUUCAGGCCACAACAGGCACCAACCACACUCGGGAUGAUGGCACCACCCAAGGCCUCUGAGAGCUGCUGCCGGCCGUGUACUCCCUGAUCCACACCAUGGUGCCGACACGCAACACAGCUGUCAUCCACAUGAUCCUGAGGGGGCCCAGCAGGAGGACGGUGGCCCACGUGUCCAUCCUGAACCUGGCUGUUGCCGUCAGUCUCUUCAUGCUGGUGCUGCCCGCCCUCGUCACGGGACGACCACUGCAGCCCCAGACUUUCAGGGAGCCGCUCUGCAAACGGGUGCCAGCUGUCCACCGCCAGAUCCUCUUCUCCAGCACCUACCUCCUGGCUACUGUGAGUGUGGACCACCACCCGGGGAUGCUGGCCGCCACAAGGUCCCGCCCAGGCCCCAGCACACCCUCCUGGGCAAAGAUCAGCCUGUGUCCGGGUCGAGGUCACCAUCAUGGUGUCCUUGCCGUGAUCCACAGCAGCGAGCUGCAGGCCGCGAGCUGCGGGCUGAGCUCCCCACAGCCUGAGAGAGCCGGUGCAAGGCUGCAUCCACAUGCUGGUCCUGCACUUCGUGGCGCCCUCUGUGUGCUAGGUGCGGACCUGCCUCAUCGGCCGUGGGCCCCGCAACCGCCCUCCACAACCAAAGCUCUGGGCAAGGCCGAGCAGAAGGCGACCGGCCUGGUUCUGGCUGUGCUGGCCGCGGGUCUGCUCUGCUGGACACACUGCCACCUGGCCUCCGGCAUGACCCUGACCGCACACCUGCCCCAGACAUCCCCGGUCAUCCGCAUCUCCUGUGCCAUCACCAGCCUCCAGCCCAGGAGCUAAAGGAGCUGUGCCAGCUCCCGUCCCAACGCUUUCCUCUACUUCCUGGGUGAAAGCUUCCAAAACACCUUCCAGAGCACAUUCCGGUGUCCAGGAGCCUGA
This is a messenger RNA of Enhydra lutris kenyoni (northern sea otter), 960 nucleotides long. Its product is annotated as neuropeptides B and W receptor 2. NCBI's taxonomy places the organism in Eukaryota, Metazoa, Chordata, Mammalia, Carnivora, Mustelidae. Gene Ontology annotation, biological process: neuropeptide signaling pathway. Gene Ontology annotation, cellular component: membrane; neuron projection. Gene Ontology annotation, molecular function: neuropeptide binding; neuropeptide receptor activity. The record is from RefSeq and is a predicted model, not a curated record.